This is a messenger RNA of Penicillium griseofulvum, 1449 nucleotides long. RefSeq lists its product as uncharacterized. The record is from RefSeq and is a predicted model, not a curated record. NCBI's taxonomy places the organism in Eukaryota, Fungi, Ascomycota, Eurotiomycetes, Eurotiales, Aspergillaceae. The transcript is spliced from 13 exons. Bases 1 to 1449 code for a protein of 482 amino acids. Gene Ontology annotation, molecular function: zinc ion binding; nucleic acid binding.
AUGGCGACCCAAGACGAUGGCUUCUCCUGCGGACAAUGUGGCGAGUCUGGCCACAUGACUCGUCAGUGCCCGAAUGACCCGGUUCCUCUGAGACCCCGAAACAGCAAUGCAGGCGACGCUUAUGGAAACGACGGCAAUGGCGGCGAAUAUGGUGAGCGCGCUGGUGGCGGUGACCGCGCUUGCUACAACUGUGGCCAGGAAGGCCAUAACAAAGCUGAUUGCCCCGAGCCUCGCAAGGGCGGUGGUGCAUGCUACAACUGUGGUGAAGAAGGUCACUCCAAGGCCGAAUGCACCAAGCCUCGCGUGUUCAAAGGUGCCUGCCGUAUCUGUGAAAAGGAAGGCCACCCAGCUGUUGAUUGUCCUGAGAGACCCCCCGAUGUUUGCAAAAACUGCCAGGCUCAGGGCCACAAGACGAUGGAAUGCAAGGAGAAUCGCAAGUUCGACCUCAACAUUGUUGCCGACAUGCUUCCCCAGGAAGCUUGGGCUUUAAUGAAGAAAGCAAGUGACGGAAGGGAUCUUGAUGAUUUUCGCGAGGCACUCAAAAUCUACUCCAAGGCAGUUCCCGAUGCCACCUGGGCUGACGUCGAGAAGAAGAUGCGGGAGGACGAUUUCAACAUCUACAUUAUUGCUAUGGAAGCCGAAGUUGACGACGUGAUCAGCCUUAUCGAUCUUCAGGGCGUGCUUGAUCGUGAGUACGUGAUCGGAUUCUUUUUCAGCCCCAAGGCAUCGCGUGGCAACCUCCGAGACCGCUGGCCUGCGGAUGCCGAGGAGAACCUUGAACGCAUGAACAACGCUGGUAUUCCCUACGAGCGCAGGGUGCCUAAGUGUCUGAACUGUGGAGAGUUGGGACAUAUCUCGCGCAGUUGCAAGGAGGAGCGCGCGGAGGGCAAUGACCGUGUGGAAAUCAAGUGCUCGAACUGUGAGGAGCUUGGACACCGCGUGCGCGAUUGCGUACGACAGCGCAAGAACAAGCAUGGUUGCCGUAAUUGCGGAUCUGUUGAGCAUAUUGCUUCUAAUUGCACCGAGCCCCGAUCUGCCGAAGGCGUUGAAUGCCGCAGAUGCAACCAAACUGGCCAUUUUGCUAAAGAUUGCCCUAAUGCUACUGAUCGUCCCCCUCGUACCUGCCGCAAUUGUGGAUCCGAAGACCACAUCGCUCGCGAUUGUGACCAGCCUCGUGACGUUUCCACCAUCACCUGCCGCAACUGCGAAAAGACCGGACAUUACUCUCGUGAUUGUGAUCAGCCGAAGGAUUGGUCGAAGGUUCAGUGCAAGAACUGCGGAGAAAUGGGUCACACCGUGGUCCGUUGCCGUCAGCCCAAGGCGGAGGAGCCUCAAGACGAACCCGCUUACUCUCCAGGCUCUCCUCGACGCGAAGAACCUGAUCUGCUGGGCCCGGAGGCCAGUGAUGAAGUGUUUCAGUUCAAGCGUCUUGACGACGACAACUGGUAA